GCCGAUCAGAUCAACUCGAUCAUCCCGAUCACCCAAAUUCCCCGAUCAGGCCCGACCAUGCUCGACUAAAGGCGAAUACACGACUUCUUCUCGACCUCUUGUCGAUCACACACGAUUUCCACACGAUUAUUCACGACUCCUUCACGACGUCAACCCGACCACCUUUCCGAUUUCCGCUCGAUCAUCCCGACCUUUACACGAUCCCUACACGAUCUCAACUCGACCUACUGGAUCUCUGCUCGAUCGGUGUCAGAUCUUUCCCCGACCCGAUCGUCAUAGUCGUACUCGAGUCGUAGAAGGUCGUGAACAGUCGUGUACCAAAACUUUUAGAAUAAAAACUUCAAACAGUGUUGAUCAUUAUCACUUCAUCCUGAAACUUCAUGGUAUAUGUUGUGUCCAGCAUAGUAUACAUAUUUAUGGAGAUUGAGCAGUUGCAGAUGUGGGCCAGAUGGUUAGAGCUCCAGAGAGACAGGGCCAUUGCAGUGCUAGAGUUGGAACAAGAGGAAGAGGCUGAGGGUCGUAGGCAUAGACGUAGGCGACAAAUGCGCAGGAAAAUAUGGAUGAAGCAGUGGCUUGCACGACGACCCCUGUAUGGGCAUUAUGAGCAACUGCUACAGGAGCUAAACAGGGAAGACCCAAAAGGAUACAAAAAUUUCCUAAGGGUAGACGCUGAUAUGUUUGGGGAGCUUGUUGAUCGCAUAUCACCCAGAAUUCAGAAAAAGAACACCAACUUCAGGGAAGCCCUGGAGCCUGGAUUGAAGUUGGCGGUCACUCUUCGUCAUCUCGCAACUGGAGCCUCGUAUUCAGACUUGAUGUACUCAUUCCGAGUGGGAAGUAACACAAUAAGUAAAUUCGUCCCUGAAGUUUUGGAUGCUAUAAUACAGGAGUACUCUGAAGAGGUUUUGCCAGACGUCGUCACUGCUGAACAAUGGCAGCAGAUUGCAGAUGACUUCCGAACCAAGUGGAAUUUUCCUCAUGUCUGCGGGGCUCUUGAUGGUAAGCACGUGAGGAUAAAGAACCCGAAGAACUCUGGAUCUCUGUUCUAUAACUAUAAAGGCUUCUUUUCCAUAAUACUACUCGCACUCGUAGACGCAAACUACAAAUUCAUUAAUAUUGCCGAAAAAAACAUAUACAUGUAG
Messenger RNA from Mya arenaria, 1139 nucleotides. RefSeq lists its product as uncharacterized. NCBI's taxonomy places the organism in Eukaryota, Metazoa, Mollusca, Bivalvia, Myida, Myidae. The coding region runs from base 381 to 1139 and encodes 252 amino acids. The record is from RefSeq and is a predicted model, not a curated record. The transcript is spliced from 2 exons.